AUGACCGGCGAGUACUCUGACGAGCAUGGCCUCGAUUCUCGAUACUCGGCGGCCCUAGCAUCCAUACCUUGGUCGUCGAAAAUUUCAUCACCAUCUCUCCAGCAGCAGACCGCUCGCGUCAUCAACUCCACGCAAGACAUUCAAAGCUCAACUCAAGCCCCUCACUCCCCCAAUCCAUCGGUCGUCGAAAAGCGGGUCUCUCCUCCAAAAGGCUCUUCUUCGACGGAGUCCUCAGACGCGCCGCCGUCGACUGCAUUCCGCCGGCUUUUGGACUUGCUCACGCAACAGCAGUUGGUCGAUCUGGAGACCGUCUUCAGUCCCAUCGGCGAGCUGAAGAUGGACGAGGUCUUCCGCACCUGCGAUCAAGCCGGCCACCAUAUUGCGACAUGGGCCUCAACAAAUGCCGGACGAGCCGCUGAGCAUGUCGCGGCGCUUUGCUCUGAAGCCUCGCCAAACCAACGCACGCCAACUGCGAAGGAGUCUAUUCGCUCUAUCAGCAACAUCCACCCAACCGCCCGGUCCACCGCCGAUCGCUUGCGAGAUCUCGCGUCCACUAUGCUUACGCUCCCGAUUCAUUCCCGCAAGGCGAGAGCUGCUAGCAGCCAAAUCCUUCUGAAGCAAGGUGGUCUGCCGGAGCAAGGCGGACACGAGCGGACGACCGAAUGUUGGCUAUCGCUCGUUCGCCGCUCACCAUUGCAUUUCACUGUCUACACCGGACCGACCAGUCACCGACCUGCGCAGAUGGUCUCUGCAGUCACGAAUCCGACACAUCCUCUUCUUCCCACGCUCAACUUCCUGGACAUGGUCCUUGGCUUUGUCUACAACGACGGACUACCGAAACCUCACUACGCAUUAUGCUGCGAUAGCUCGUGGACUCCGGUUCGCAUCCCAUCGUGA
Messenger RNA from Zymoseptoria tritici IPO323, 897 nucleotides. RefSeq lists its product as uncharacterized. The transcript has 2 exons. Bases 1 to 897 code for a protein of 298 amino acids. NCBI's taxonomy places the organism in Eukaryota, Fungi, Ascomycota, Dothideomycetes, Mycosphaerellales, Mycosphaerellaceae. The record is from RefSeq and is a predicted model, not a curated record.